Solenopsis invicta (red fire ant) is the source of this 1892-nucleotide messenger RNA. It is a transcript of the gene Lkb1, whose product is annotated as serine/threonine-protein kinase STK11. Gene Ontology annotation, cellular component: cytoplasm. The transcript has 6 exons. NCBI's taxonomy places the organism in Eukaryota, Metazoa, Arthropoda, Insecta, Hymenoptera, Formicidae. The record is from RefSeq and is a predicted model, not a curated record. Gene Ontology annotation, molecular function: ATP binding; protein kinase activator activity; protein serine/threonine kinase activity. Gene Ontology annotation, biological process: regulation of cell growth; glucose homeostasis; protein phosphorylation. Bases 229 to 1521 code for a protein of 430 amino acids.
GUGCUGACUGCGUCGUGAAAAAAACACUAUGGCCAUAGACAUAGGAAAAUAUAAUAUAUUUCCAUGUGUCUGUUCUACUCUACUCUCCAAAGCUACCUUAGCUACCUUUCCGCACCUUCCCACCCACCACCAGUGUUCACAACAAUGAUCGUGCCGGUUGUAUUUUAGGUUAAAUCACUCGUGUGAUCUCUUUAUCCUGUAGUUUAUAAACUCUUCAACGGAGUAAAAAUGGACAAUAAAAUAACGAUAUGCGAUCCUGACGAGGAGGAACUAGUUAAUGCUGUAUUACGCGAUGUCGAACCGAACAUGUGGAUCAAUGAUGAUCCAAAUUACGAUUUGGACGAAGUUAACAUGUUUUUUCACAGAGUCGACUCGGAUCAAAUUAUAUACGAGGAAAAAAGGAAAAAGUGUAAAUUUAUCGGCAAAUAUGUCAUGGGCGAUGUUCUCGGUGAAGGUAGUUAUGGAAAGGUGAAAGAAGUGCUGGAUUCGCAGACGCUUUGCCGAAGAGCGGUCAAAAUACUAAAGAAAAGGAAACUUCGAAGGAUACCGAACGGAGAACAGAACGUUCAACGGGAGAUAAAAUUGUUAAGAAUAUUAAAACAUAAGAAUGUAAUAAAUCUCGUAGAUGUUUUAUACAGUGAUGAAAAAGAAAAGAUGUAUCUAGUUAUGGAAUUUUGUGCAUGUGGAUUGCAGGAUAUGUUGGAAAGCACGCCGACGAAGAAGCUUCCGCUUUGGCAGGCACAUGAUUAUUUCUGUCAAUUGUUGGAUGGCUUAGAAUAUCUUUACAGUAAAGGAAUCGUUCACAAAGACAUAAAACCUGGAAAUUUGUUAUUAACCCUAGAUGGUACCUUGAAGAUUAGUGACUUUGGUGUCGCCGAGGCAUUAGACAUGUUUUCCAAAGACGAUACAUGUACGAUAGGUCAAGGAUCUCCAGCGUUUCAACCACCAGAAAUCGCAAACGGCUGCGAAAGUUUCUCAGGCUUUAAAGUAGACAUAUGGAGUAGCGGAGUUACAUUAUACAACAUAACUACUGGUUUAUAUCCUUUUGAGGGAGAUAAUAUAUAUAAAUUAUAUGAAAAUAUUGGAAGGGGUGAAUAUACUGUACCAAAAGAAGUAGAGGAACCUUUAAAGUCGCUCAUAGAGGGAAUGUUGCAGAAAGAUGCGGAUAAAAGAUUUACAUUACAACAGGUUAAAGGACAUGCGUGGACCAUGUGCGAGCACCCUAAAGAGCAACAGCAAGUACCUAUACCACCCCUUAAAAGCAAUGGAUGUCACAGCAUGACCGUCCUGCCAUACCUAAUGGAAUAUCAUUAUGGAGUCGAUGACAAUCCCAUAUACUAUACUGAACAUCAGUUGAAUGAACGAAGACUUCAAGAAUUGGAUCGUAUUAGCGAGGAUCGAAAAACUAUGUGUAACAGCCAUCACGCCAAAUGCAACGUAAACAGUCAAAACAAACGAAGGUGGCGUAAGCCUAUUUCGUGCAUUAGUAUUAAAAGAUUUCCAUCCUGUAAACCAUCGUGAUUUCGUUGAUCGUGUCGCAUAUUUUUUUUCGUUCGUAUCUUACUGACUGUGUCAGUUGUAAAAUACUUCUCUGGUGAGGAAACGACUGAAAGCUCGAAGAAUGCAAAGAAUUGCAUGCGAGACAUAUGCGUAAUCUAAUAUAGUAGCAUGAAUAAAAUGCGAAACUUUCGAGUUACAGUUGAAAAGUGUAAAGUGGGAUGUAAAGAUUGUGAUAUUAAGAUUAAAUCGUGUAGCGUGAAUUAUUAAUUCAAUGACAUCAUUAUUGAUCGUUCAAUGCCUAGGAGAUGCCUGUUCAAUGCCCAAUCAAAGUCAUAUUUCGUUUUGGUGCCAUACAUAUUGACAACGCGAUUAAUAAAGUUGUUAAUCGUCAC